Chaetura pelagica (chimney swift) is the source of this 1464-nucleotide messenger RNA. It is a transcript of the gene AGMO, whose product is annotated as alkylglycerol monooxygenase. Gene Ontology annotation, cellular component: endoplasmic reticulum. Lineage: Eukaryota; Metazoa; Chordata; Aves; Apodiformes; Apodidae. Gene Ontology annotation, molecular function: oxidoreductase activity; iron ion binding. The transcript has 14 exons. The record is from RefSeq and is a predicted model, not a curated record. Gene Ontology annotation, biological process: lipid biosynthetic process. The coding region runs from base 1 to 1464 and encodes 487 amino acids.
AUGCACGUGAUGACACGAAAAAAGCCCCCAAAACCUCCGAAGCAGCACGAUUCCGUGAGACAGCACAGGCUUCCCCCAAAGCCGCCUUCCAGCCCCCCAGCGCUGCCGGGAAGCGCGGCCGGGCCGCGGGGCAGGGGCAGCCCGGGCGCACGCAGGCCCCGGAGCAGGCGCGGAGCGGGCGGCGGGCUGCCGCCCGGAGAGAGCUCCUUCUGCACGGUGGAGGAGGGGCCCGACUACGUGGAGAAGAGCAUUCCAUUCUUCAUUGCUUUUAUUGCUCUGGAGUUUGCUGUCAGCUGGGUUCAGAAGCGUAAGCUGUCAGGUCGGAUCAAUGAUGGCAUAAGUUCUCUUUCUUUAGGUAUCCUGUCUCGACUGCCAGAUGUUUUAUUUAGAAGUGUUGACUUAAUUAGUUAUAUCUACAUAUGGAAUAACUACAGACUCGUUGAACUGCCCUGGGACUCACAAUGGACGUGGUAUUUGACCCUCCUGGGAGUGGACUUUGCAUACUACUGUUUUCAUCGCAUAAGCCAUGAGGUUAAUAUACUGUGGGCAGCGCACCAAAUACAUCAUAGUUCUGAAGAUUACAACUUAUUCACAGCCUUGAGACAAUCUGUACUGCAGAAAUAUACCUCCUGGAUUUUCAACUUGCCCAUGGCUCUUUUCAUUCCCCCUUCAGUGUUUGCUGUUCAUCUACAAUUUAAUCUGCUUUACCAGUUUUGGAUCCAUACAGAGGUUAUUACCAACCUUGGGCCCUUGGAGUGGAUUCUUAAUACUCCCAGUCAUCACAGAGUUCACCAUGGUAGAAAUCCUUACUGCAUUGACAAAAAUUAUGGUGGCACACUCAUCAUCUGGGACAGGAUAUUUGGAACAUUUGAGGCAGAAGAUGCAAAAGUUGUAUAUGGCUUAACCCAUCCAGUAAAUUCAUUUGAUCCCAUCAUGCUCCAGUUGCGUCCCUUGGCACAUAUUUGGAGCACGCUUUGGGCCACACCUGGAUUCUGCAACAAGCUUUCUGUCAUAUUCAAAGGGCCAGGCUGGGGACCAGGCAAACCUAGACUUGGCCUUCCUGAGGAAAUCCCAGUGAUCACUGGAAAAGAAGUUCCCUACAAUCCAAGUCUACCAGUUCAUCUGAAUUGCUAUGCAGUUGUACAUUUUGCUGUACUAACAGAUUUGUAUACUGAGCUUCUUGGUACCGUGACCAUGUUAUCACAGGGAACCAUUCUCCUGAGAAUUGGCUUUAUCAUUCUGUCCCUCACCUCUUUUGGACUACUUCUGGAGAACAGGCCCAAAGCAGGAAUUUUGGAAAUAACUCGCUGCUUAGUCUUCGUAGUUGUGUACAAACUUGGCUACUUAAGGAGUAAUUUGUCUUCCUUGGGCUAUGCAUAUGAGGUCUUGUUUUCCCUCUGUGCCGCAUUUUGGGGAAUCCAGAUUAUGAAGCGGAUCACUUCAUCCAAAGAUAAACAUCACUGA